Messenger RNA from Hyla sarda, 2925 nucleotides. RefSeq names its product neuropeptide FF receptor 1 (gene NPFFR1). Bases 529 to 1830 code for a protein of 433 amino acids. Gene Ontology annotation, molecular function: peptide binding; neuropeptide receptor activity. The transcript has 4 exons. The record is from RefSeq and is a predicted model, not a curated record. Gene Ontology annotation, cellular component: membrane. Gene Ontology annotation, biological process: G protein-coupled receptor signaling pathway. NCBI's taxonomy places the organism in Eukaryota, Metazoa, Chordata, Amphibia, Anura, Hylidae.
GCCUAAGCUCAGACCAAUAGCUUUCUCUUCUGUAUGUCUAGAAGGCACAUUGAGUAUCAGAAGGCAUUGCUUCCAUCUGCUGCUCACUGUCUCUGUCCAGGAUUCAGAAUGCACAUUCUCUACUUCAACAUAGUCAAAUGAAAAGUGAAUCCAUAUUAAAGUUUAUGGCUGAAUUAACAAGUGGAGAUAUGUAGUAGCACUGGAAUUAUCUAUCCUAAAGGAACCAUAAACUUUACAGGACUUGGAAAGGAGCUGAACUAACUGGAGUAUAAAGAGGGAAAGGAACCCUAGAAGCCUGCGUUACUGACAAUCCUCUAUGACCAAUCCAGAUGUCCAAUGCAGACAACGGGAUGAAUGGAUAUGUUGUUGUUGCAGUGUGAACAGUAAAGUCACCAGCAGCACAAUCUAGUUCUUAUAUAUGUGUCUGCAGAACUGCAGGGAGACAGCAGUUCAGCACCCUAGAAGAGGACAGCUCCUUUCAUCAAUAGCAGCCAGUAGACUCUCCACAUUUGGAUUUCCAGAUUGGCAAUGGAAGAUCCAUAUGUUCCACCUUUCAACAUCAGUUCCUUUGGACUGGGAAAUAAGACACAUGUUUCCAGGGAAAAUCUAACGUUCUCCUUCUACUACCAGCACUCCACAGCAAUAGCAGCAAUGUUUAUUUUGGCCUACACGUUUAUCUUUCUUAUGUGCAUGAUUGGCAAUAUGUUGGUGUGCUUCAUUGUACUAAAGAAUCGGCAGAUGCGUACUGUGACCAACAUGUUCAUUCUGAACCUAGCUAUCAGCGACUUACUGGUGGGGAUCUUCUGCAUGCCAACUACAUUGGUGGACAACCUCAUCACUGGAUGGCCUUUUGACAACAUCAUGUGCAAAAUGAGUGGUCUUGUCCAAGGAAUGUCUGUUUCUGCAUCUGUAUUUACUCUUGUGGCCAUUGCAGUGGAAAGGUUCCGUUGUAUUGUAUAUCCAUUUCGACAAAAGUUGACUCUACGAAAAGCUAUAUUCACGAUCAUUGUCAUAUGGGUUUUAGCUCUAAUUAUAAUGUGUCCAUCAGCAGUCACUCUGACAGUGACCAAGGAUGACUAUCACUUCAUGGUAGACGACUACAAUAAUUUCUAUCCUCUCUACACCUGUUGGGAGGCUUGGCCUGAUAAGCAAAUGCGAAAGAUCUACACAACAGUCCUGUUUUCUCAUAUAUAUCUCGCUCCCCUCACCUUAAUUGUCAUCAUGUAUGCACGCAUUGCAUUCAAACUCUUUAAAUCAUCUGCCUCCAUCCAAGGAUCAAUGUCUGAAGAACACGAAGGUCGUAGAGUAUCCAAGAGGAAAGUAAGAGUAAUAAACAUGUUAAUUAUUGUGGCGCUUUUCUUCACAGUUUCUUGGCUGCCGCUUUGGACCUUAAUGCUGCUCACAGAUUAUGGAAAUCUUAAUGAUCAUCAGAUUAACAUAAUUGCUGUAUAUAUAUUUCCUUUUGCUCAUUGGUUGGCCUUCUUCAACAGUAGCAUCAAUCCCAUCAUAUAUGGCUACUUUAAUGCGAAUUUCCGUCAGGGUUUUCAGGAGGCCUUUAAAGUUCAAUUCUGCUCAACAAAAAGAGAGCACAAAGAAACAUAUUCAGAAAGGAAAAACAGUGGGUUCAUGUUUGGUGUAAGAAAUAGGAUUUUUGUUGAAGUACAACCCAGCGAUUCAGCUCAAGGAUCAGACUCAUGCAACAGUACAACAGCAAAAAGUGGUAUGUUCUCCUUAAGAAGUGGGAGGAUAGCCCAUCAUGGUAUGGUGGUUGAAGAGAUUGACAAUAAAGGCUCCAAUAAUACUGUCAGCAUUCCAGCAUGGGACAUUUAAUCUGUUAAAACUUCUCUUUGUGCUGAAUAUGUCAGAUGAAAGGAUUGCUAAAAUAAAUGUAUCUUGUGUAUCACCAGGUGAUGAUAAAGAUUGUGUGUGAUGUUGGUAAUAGGCUCCAAAUGUAUUAUAAACUAGCUGAGUACCCAGUGUUGCCUGGUUUUUCCUUCCUAAUCCUUGUUGGGGAGGAAAAUAAACAAAAGGAAGAAGCUUUUGACUUCAUAUCCCAUCUUCAUAUAUUGUUGUCAUGUCCCGAUCCCAUAUCCCAUCCUCCUAUCCCGACCUGCUAUCCCAUCCUCCUAUCUCGACCUCCUAUCCCGUCCUCAUAUCUCGACCUCCUAUCCCGUCCUCCUAUCUCGACAUCAUAUCGCUUCCUCAUAUCCUGUCCUCCUAUCUCGACCUCCUAUCCCAACCUCCUUUUCCGUCCUCCUAUCUCGACCUCCUAUCCCGUCCUCCUAUCCUGUCCUCCUAUCUCGACCACCUAUCUUGACCUCUUAUCCCGUCCUCCUAUCUUGACCUCCUAUCCCGUCCUCCUAUCUUGACCUCCUAUCUCUACCUCCUAUCACUUCCUCAUAUCCCGUCCUCCUAUCCUGUCCUCCUAUUUCGACCUCCUAUCUCGACCUCCUAUCCCGACCCAUAAUAUGUAUACCAGGUAUUGAAAUAUCUCCAGCCGUACUGAGGUUUUGUGGGAACAUAUAUUUACCAUUGAUUUGAAUGGGACAAAAACCCUGACCCUCACAAAUGGGGGUAGUUAAGGGUAAAUUAACUAUCCUAUAUUUUAAGAGGACAUAUAAGUAACAUGUGACCAAGUAUUAUCGAAAUAUCUCCAGCCGUUUGGAAGUUAUGCAGUAACAUAUAUUUCCCAUUGACUUGUAUGGGACUUUAAACAAAAACCCUGCCCCUGGCAAAUGGGGAGUGAGUAAGGGUUAAAUUACCUAUCCUAUGUUUGUUGUUGACAUAUAAGUAACAUGUGUGCCAAGUUUCAUGUUAAUAUCUUCAGCCGUUUGGACGUGAUGCUGGAACAUACACACAUACAUACACACAAACAUACACACAUUGGGGGAGAUUUAUCAAAACCUGUGCAGAGGAAGAGUGGUG